UCGAAGGAUAUCUCUCGAUAUAGUUAAUAACGCUUGCUUAGCCGCGCUCUCCAAUUCAGGUUACACACCGGAUGACUCCAACCUGAGAAUCGAACAAACGACUUAUGGAAAAUUGGGUACGUAAAAUUGCGGUCAUCACUCGUAUAUUUUUAGUCUAGGGAUGGGCUAUCUAUGUAAUAAACGACUCGCGAUCUCUCGAACGCGAAUUCAAGGUGAACUCGGGGCUGCCAAGUUUCGCCCGCCGAGAGACGGAAUAUUGAAAAUGAGUUACAUCGAGCAAGCUGAAAAGCGAAAAAAGUGUUAUCGUCUCAGUUGCUUUAUUCAUCUCGUUGACUACAUGCAAACGGGCAUGAUGCGAGGUCUGCUGCGGAAUAGCUAUAUCGAGCUUGUGAACAAUCUCGCGCGUCACACUAGUUUCCUUCCCGAUGAGUCUUAUUCGUUCACGACCGAUCGACAAGAUGAGCUCCAACAAUUUUUUGAGUCUCCUCAACGCCGCUCAUCCAGCACUUGUCCCAUUCAGAAUCCAUACUUGAGGAUGGAUCUCUUGUUAUCCCGGGAGGAAGGUACGAUAAUGGAUCCGUCGGAAAAAGUAUUCCGUUUCGUAAUCGAAACGCUCGAAUCGAUGUGGGAAGAAAAUUUGGAUGCCAUCAAGCCACUGCUAUCGGAUCCGUAUUUUAAUUCCUUUACCAAGCCCACGAUCAAUCGAAAAAUGGAGUUUUCCUCGGUCGGAGAGCCUCCGCUUAUUCGAAAGAUAAUAAAAAAUGAUCCGAUAAUAAUCGAUCUGAAGAACGAGGCGACGAGAAUUCUCAACAUGAAUUUCCGUGUCGUUAAACUUUACGCUCGACGCUUCAACGACAUUCAUCAAUUUUAUACGGAUGACCUUAACUUUGACGAGAGUAUUAUUCGUGAAAAUGAAAAAUGCGACAUUUUUCGUAGAUGGUGCGUUCGUUAUCGAGCCGAGAUUGAAGAAAUUAAAAAAAUCGUAAACGAACAACCACUCGGAGUAUUUCUCGUUGAAUUGGAAAGAUUGAAACGCGGUGCUCUCGUUGCCCCCGAGGACAAGCAACGAAUUUUGGAAAUAGUCAUGCCAGGUAUUGGAAGAUCGAAGGUUAAUGCUCUUCUCUCGGAAGCCGUCGAAGCCAUUACUUUUUUGAACUCUGAUCCAACUUCGACCGACGAUUAUGUAAAUUACAUAAAAUUCGUCGACAAAGCUCAACAAAAGGUAGACAAUUUGGAGGCCCAACUCGAUUAUGUCAAAGAAUUGUACGACAUUAUGGAGGAAUAUGAGAUUCCGGUGUCUCCCGAAGAUAUUGCCAAUUAUUUGGGCAUCAGCGUCGAAUUUACGAGUCUGAGGCUCGCCGUUGACAAAAGACUGGAGGAGAGACAAAAAUUAAUUAACCGAUUCAAUCUUCAGAUACAGAAGGAUAUAAAUACGCUCGUAGAAAAGAUUUCGAUCAUCAACGACGAAGCGCUGCAAGCCUGGUUAUUGAACGUAAACAGCGAUGUCGAGAUGUGUACAAAAACUCUGAAAGAUUUGACGGAAAGAUUGGCUGAAUGUUCGAACCUGGCUAGCGAGUAUCGAAAUCAUCAAAAAGCAUUCAAGGUCGAAAUAACGAGAUUCGAGAUAUUGGAGCACGUGACGAACCAGGUUAAAUUGCGAAGUCUUUUGUGGGAAAGCGUCGCCUCGUGGUCGCAAAUAGUCGACGAUUGGUACAUCGUCGAUUUGGGCACGUUGAACGUUGAGGAAAUGACAGCGUUGACGAUGAAGUAUUUGAAAAAUAUCGGACAACUGGAAAAGGGCUUACCGGCGAAUAAUAUACUGCCCAAGUUGAAGGAAGACGUUGAAACGAUAAAAGACAAAUUGCCGAUAAUCGGUUAUUUGAGAAAUCCUCAUUUGAAGGCUCGUCAUUGGUUGAAAAUCGAAAAUCUCUUGAAUUAUAAAUUCAAAACGGACGAGUCGAUAUGUUUGGAUAGUUUGGAGGGUCUCGGAGCGUUCGGUUAUCCGAACGAACUGAUGGAAAUCGCAGCCUCGGCCAGCUCGGAAUCGAGCCUCGAAGCUAUGCUAAAAAAAAUCGAGUACACCUGGAAAGUCAUGGAAUUCAACGUCUUACCGCACAAAAAUAUCAAAGACGUUUUCGUUCUUGGCUCUCUCGAAGAAAUUCAAACUGCCUUGGACGAAAGUAAUAUUAAUAUUCAAACAAUUUCGGCAUCGAGACACGUUGGGCCCUUCAAAGCCAGGGUCCAAGAUUGGGUCAAACAAUUGGAAUUAUUUUCAAAAACUCUGGAAGCGUGGCAAUAUUGUCAACAACAAUGGAUAUAUCUCGAGGCUAUUUUUUCUGCUCCCGAUAUCCAGAGACAACUUCCCGUUGAGGCCAAAUUAUUUGUUCUCGUUGAUAAAUCUUGGAAAGAUAUAAUGCGCCGGACCAAGCGAAUGCCUCUGGCGCUGGAGACAUGUACGCAGGUAGGAUUGUUGGAGCAACUCGAAGAAAAUAAUAGAAAUUUGGAUGAAAUACUAAAAUGUCUGGAGGCUUAUCUUGAGACGAAAAGAAUCGCUUUUCCAAGAUUCUUCUUCCUCUCGAACGAUGAGUUACUCGAAAUUUUGGCUCAGACAAAAAAUCCUCACGCGGUCCAGAGGCACCUACAAAAAUGUUUUGACGCUAUUUAUCGUCUGGAAUUUGCGACGGCGGCGGCGGCGGCGGCGGCGACAACAGCGUACCUCGAAGAAAGCACCUCCGAAGGUACGGAAGUAGUUUUGACAACGGACAUUGUUUCAAUGAUUUCACCGGAAGGUGAGAAAGUAAGCCUGGGUAAAGGCCUCAAGGCGAGGGGUAACGUCGAAGAUUGGUUGGGCAAAGUCGAAGAGUCCAUGUUCGUGACUUUGAAAAAAAGAAUGAAAAGUGCCAUCACCGAUCUUGAAACGAGAGGCAGACAAACGUUUAUCUGGUCGCAUCCGUCGCAGAUUGUUCUGACCGUAUCUCAAAUAUUUUGGGCACAAAGCGUUCAUCUGAUUCUUCAUUCGGGCACAAAUGUUGAAAAUUCCAUGCGCUCCUUUGAACAAAAAUGUUAUUCGGACCUCAAUCAACUCGCUGCUCUGGUAAGAUCCGAUUUGCCGAAACUCAUUCGAGAAAUAAUCAUAAACCUUAUUACCGUGGAUGUUCAUGCGAGAGAUACGAUAACUACUCUCGUGGAGAAUCGAGUUACCUCGAGCUCGAGUUUCGAUUGGACGAAAGCACUCCGUUAUUACUGGGAUCAGGAUAUGGACGAUUGUCUUGCCAGAAUGAGUAAUGCCGAAUAUCCGUACGGUUACGAAUACCUCGGGGCCCAAAGACGUCUCGUAAUAACGCCCUUGACCGACAAGUGUUAUUUGUGCCUGAUGGGAGCUUUGCAACUCGAUUUAGGCGGGGCACCGGCCGGUCCGGCUGGAACCGGAAAAACAGAGACGACGAAAGAUUUGGCGAAAGCGCUAGCGAUUCAAUGCGUCGUUUUCAAUUGCUCCGAAGGUCUCGAUUUUAAGAUGAUGGGAAGAUUCUUUUCCGGAUUGGCAACUUCCGGAGCUUGGUGCUGUUUCGACGAAUUCAAUCGUAUCGAUAUCGAAGUGCUCUCGGUCAUAGCCCAACAAUUGAUUACCAUCAGAAACGCCAAAGUGGCAAGAGCAACCGAAUUUAUGUUCGAAGGUCGAAAAAUAAAGCUGGUCAUGUCGUGCGCGGCUUUCAUCACUAUGAAUCCUGGAUACGCCGGUCGUACAGAAUUACCUGACAAUUUGAAAUCUCUCUUUCGGCCAAUUUCCAUGAUGGUCCCGGAUUACAAAUUGAUAGCUGAGGUGACUCUUUAUUCGGAAGGUUUUGAAUCUUCAAAAAUACUUUCGGUCAAAAUGACUCUUUUGUAUACGCUCUGUAGCGAACAAUUGUCACAACAGGAUCACUAUGAUUUUGGAAUGAGAGCUGUGAAAAGCGUGCUGGUUAUGGCCGGAAGUUUGAAGCGCGAAAAUCCUGACAAGAGCGAACAAGUAGUUUUGAUGCGAGCGCUGAGAGACAGUAAUUUGCCAAAAUUUCUGGCCGACGACGCCGAGCUCUUCCGUGGAAUUCUCGGUGAUCUUUUCCCUGGUGUCGAAAUACCAAAGGAGGAUUAUGGAAUAUUGUCCGAAACGAUAAUAACUAUAAUGAAUGAUGCGGGGUUGCAACCGGAAAAUUGUUCGAUCGAAAAAACUAUUCAAUUGCACGAAACUAUGCAAGUAAGACACGGGGUUAUGCUCGUUGGGCCGACCGGUUCAGGAAAAACUACGGUUCUCCGAACCCUUCGAGAUACUUACACGCGUCUGAAGGAUAUUGGAGUACCGGGACAAUAUUAUCAGAGGGUUCACAUGUACGUACUCAAUCCAAAGGCCGUAACGAUCGGUGAACUUUAUGGUGAGAUAAAUACGUUGACGAACGAAUGGCACGAUGGAUUGAUCGGCUCGAUCGUUCGUAACGCAUGUGCCUUUGUUACGGAAGAACACCAAUGGGUCGUCUGUGAUGGACCGGUAGAUGCAGUUUGGAUCGAGAAUAUGAAUACCGUCCUCGACGACAAUAAAAUGCUCUGUCUCGCCAAUUCCGAGAGGAUCAAGUUUACCCCCUAUGUCCACAUGGUUUUCGAAGUGAUGGAUCUCGCCCAGGCUUCUCCGGCUACGGUCAGUAGAUGCGGCAUGGUUUACGUCGAUCCGGCCGAGCUCGGCUGGCUCCCGUACGUCAAGACUUGGGUACGCGGCUUGCAAAUUCUCAAUCAAGAUCUCCAGGAUUUCAUUCUCGAAUUUUUCGAAACUUAUAUCGGGGCCGGACUUGGAUUUUUCAAAAAAAAUUGCGAACACGCGAUUGCUCAAGUCGAUAUCAGUAAAGUGAGCGUCUCGUGUGCCCUUUUGGAAAGUAUUCUUCUCGAGCCGGGAUCCAUUGACAAAAAUGCCGAUCGAUCUCGCGUCAAGACCUUUCUCAUCCAGUCCUUAAUAUUUUCUUACAUCUGGGGCAUCGGUGGUAAUGUCGUUGAUACUUAUCGAGAAGCUUUCCAACUCUUCGUAAAAGAACAAUUUGAUGAUAAUCCAGCCGCGCGUCUUCCAUCGUCCGGUGAUCUUUGGAGUUUGUACAUUAACGUACCGAAUCGAAGAAUGGACCUUUGGGUUAAAUUAAUGCCGGCCUUCGUCUAUGACAAGGAACAGCCAUUUUUCGAGAUUCUCGUACCAACGAUCGACACCGUACGUUUCGGUUACAUCGUUCAAAAACUCAUCGAAGCGAACAAACCCGUUUUCGUAACCGGUGAAACGGGAGUUGGAAAAUCCGUAAUUACAAAAGUCGUCCUGAGGAAUCUUCAAGAGAGCGCACUUUGGCUGGCGAUAACUCUCAAUUUUUCGGCCCAAACGAGUAGCGGCCGGACUCAAGAAAUUCUAGAGCUCAAGCUGGAGAAGAAGAAACGGGGGGUCCUUGGUGCACCGUAUGGUAAACGCGUUUGCGUCUUUGUCGACGAUGUCAAUAUGCCGAAACUCGAUACUUAUGGAUCUCAACCACCGAUCGAGUUAUUGAGACAGCUUCUCGACUUUGAUGGAUUUUACGAUCGAGAUAAAUUAUUUUGGAAAAACGUUCAAGACGUUGUUUUGUCGGUUGCCUGUGCUCCACCCGGUGGAGGCCGAAAUCCUCUUACUCCGAGAUUCGUAAGACAUUUUGGAAUGCUGGUCUUACCAUCGCCCGAUGAAACUUCCCUCAAAGCGAUAUUCAGAUCGAUCAUACGCGGUUUUUUACAAGAUUUUGCACAGCCGGUUAUGGAAGUCGGGGACAAAAUAGUCGGAGCUACCGUAGAGGUUUACAAUAAAAUAGCGCUCGAUCUUUUACCGACACCCGAGAAAAGCCACUAUGUCUUCAACCUUCGUGAUUUGUCGAAAUGCAUUCAAGGAAUUCUUCAAGCCGAUUCAUCUUCGAUUCGCGAAGCCAAACAAAUGUUGAGAUUAUUUUAUCACGAAUGCUUGAGAGUAUUUCACGAUCGUUUGAUCAACGUCGAAGACAAGAGUUACUUCUAUCGUCUUCUUACCGAAAUAUGUUCGCGCUCUUUCGGUGACGAAAUCGUACCUCUUCCCUCUGGGAGUAUCAUUGAACGACCGCCUCUUUUGUUUUUCGGAGAUUUCAUGUCGCUCACCGCAUCCAGAGAAGAUCGAAUUUAUGAGGAAAUAUUCGAUCUGGCUAAAAUUAAAAGCGUUCUUCAGGACUAUCUCGAUGAUUAUUCUAUAGCAACGAACAAAGAAAUGAAGCUAAUUUUUUUCUUGGAUGCCAUCGAACAUCUCUGCAGACUGGCGCGAAUUUUGCGCUUCGAACGGGGAAACGGACUUUUAGUAGGUGUCGGAGGAAUGGGAAAACAGAGCUUGACCAAACUCGCGUCUCAUCUCAACGGCUAUCCAUGUUUUCAAAUCGAAGUAAGCCGCGGCUACGAUCAGCACUCGUGGCACGAAGAUCUUCGUCGUUUUUACUUGAAACCCGGAGCUUAUGCCGAAAAUUCGACUUUUUUGUUCACCGAUACGCAAAUCGUUAUGGAAGAAUUUCUCGAAGAUAUCAAUAAUACCCUCAAUUCUGGCGAGGUGCCAAAUUUAUUCGAAGCGGAUGAACUCGAAAAGGCUAUAAUCGCAACGAGACCGGCGGCGAAGGGAGCGGGAAUCGCGGAGGAAAAUCGCGAUGGGAUUUACGAUUUUUUUAUAGGAAGAGUGAGAAAUCAUCUUCACCUUGUACUGUGCAUGAGUCCGGUCGGCGAUGCUUUUAGGCGACGUUGCCGAAUGUUUCCCUCCCUCGUAAAUUGUUGCACCAUCGAUUGGUUCACAAAAUGGCCUCGCGAAGCUCUACUCUCCGUUGCCGAGAGCUCCAUCUCUUCGCUCGUUCCGAAUGAUCCUGAUAAAUUGUCCGCUCUUGCCGCAGUUUGCGUUUUGAUGCACGAAAGCGUGGAAGACACGACCAUUCGUUUUUUCAAUGAAAUGCGAAGAAGAUAUUACACGACUCCUAGCAGUUAUUUGGAAUUAAUAAAGCUCUAUUUGUCAACUUUGGAGAGAAAGAAGAUGGAAAUAUCGACGUUGCGAGCCAAAAUCGCGAAUGGAUUGAAGAAAUUGUACGAAACGAACGAAACGGUGGCCGUUAUGAAGGAGCAGCUCAUUACUCUUGGGCCAAAAUUAAAAACGAGUUCGGAGGAAGUGAGCAAUUUGAUGAAAGUCGUAGCGAAGCAACAACUGGAAUGCGACAAGGUUCGAACGGUGGUGGCUUCGGACGAGGCUGUGGCAAAGGUCAAGGCCGAAGAAACCGCUGCUUUAGAAUUGGACGCGAGGAAAGACUUGGAAGCUGCGCUUCCGGCCCUUCAAGAGGCUCAAAAGGCUCUCGAAGCUUUGAACAAAAAUGAUAUUAUUGAAAUCAAGGUGUUCAACAAACCGCCUAAUCUCGUGCGAUUUGUAAUGGAAGCGGUUUGUCUUCUUCUCGACGAAAAAACCGAUUGGCCAUCCGCGAAACGAGUACUCGCCGAUCCGGCACACUUUCUCGAACGUUUGAUGACGUAUCCGAAGGACGAUAUAAGCGACAAACUGCUGAAAAAAUUACAGGAUUAUGUGACGCAUGCGGAAUUCGUUCCGCAAAUAGUAGCGAAACAGAGCAAAGUGUGCAAAUCAAUUUGCAUUUGGGUACGGGCGAUAGACGGAUAUGCGAAAAUUUAUAGAAUCGUCGAGCCGAAACGCGCGGUAUUAUUGAAAGCGCAAAACGAGCUCUGGGCAAUCGAGGGUGUCCUCAAUGAGAAACAGCAACAACUCGCUGAGGUGGAGAAAAAAAUAAAACGUUUGCAGGAUCAGUACGACGGUGCUGUUAAAAAUUUGGCACGUCUCGAGAACGAUAUAAGCCUGAGCGAGGCGAGAUUGAACAGAUCGGGACGAUUGACGGCGGCUCUUUCGGACGAGCAAAUUCGAUGGAAAGAAUUGAUCAAGGGGUUUGAGGAGCGAAUUAUAAAUUUGACCGGUGAUAUUCUCGUUGCCGCCGGGUGUUUGGCCUAUCUCGGAGCUUUUACCAAUAAUUAUCGUGAGGAACUGCUCGAGCGUUGGUUGUCGGGCUGUCAUAUUCACCGUAUCGUAACGAGCCCUAAUUUUAAUCUAAUCACCGUUCUCACCGAUACGUACGAGAUUCGUUUGUGGAACAUGCACGGAUUGCCACGGGAUCGUGUCAGUACGGAAAAUGCGAUACUCGUUACUCGGGCCAGUAGGUGGCCUCUCAUGAUCGAUCCCCAGGAACAGGCUAAUCGGUGGAUACGCAACAUGGAGGAGGAAAAUAAUCUUCAAAUUUGUAAAAUCACCGACGCCAAUUUCAUGCGAAUUACGGAGGCUUGCAUAAGGAUCGGGGCCCCGUUGUUGCUUCAAGAAGUUGGCGAGACUCUCGAUCCGAGUCUCGAGCCCAUUUUGCUCAAGCAAACCUUUAUUCAGGGUGGAAGAGCACUCAUACGUCUCGGCGACAGCGACAUAGAGUACGACGAAAAUUUUAAACUCUACGUCACGACAAAAAUGGCGAAUCCUCACUAUUUGCCGGAAGUUUGUAUAAAAGUAACUAUCGUCAAUUUCACAGUUACGCCUUCGGGACUCGAAGAUCAAUUAUUGGCAGACGUCGUACGCCUGGAACGUCCGGAUUUGGAAAAAAUGCGAAACGAACUGAUCGGAAAAAUAAACGCGGACAAGGCUCAAUUACAAAGCAUCGAGGAGAAAAUUCUGUCGUUGCUAUUCGGCUCGGGCGAUGAUAUUCUCGACAACGAGGAUCUCAUUGAGACGCUCAACGACAGCAAAGAAACUUCAGCAAUAAUAGCGACUCGGCUCGUCGAGACCGAAGCGACCGAAGAAAAAAUUUCAAUCGCACGGGAAAAAUAUCGGAGUGUCGCUACUCGUGGUUCCGUUUUGUAUUUCGUUGUUGGAAAUUUGGCCGAAAUUGAUCCGAUGUAUCAGUUUUCUUUGAAAUAUUUCACUCAAAUAUUCAACAACGUAAUAGAGACGAGCGAAAAAAGCUACGAGCUCGAAAUCCGUCUAAAAAUUCUGUACGAUGAGAUAACUCUGGCCAUUUACACCAACGUUUCUCGAGGAUUGUUCGAGAGGCACAAACUCGUAUUUGGUUUCAUGCUCAACGUCGCUAUAUAUCUCAACGACGAAAUUAUUUCGUAUCCCGAGUGGAAUUUUAUUUUACGCGGUGCCACAGUUGCUCAACUCGAAGCGGACAAAAAACCGGAUUAUCCAACUUUGUCCGAAUCCAUGUGGAAGAACGUCAAUUAUCUAGCUACGAAAUUCUCCCGAUUCCAAAUUAUAAAGAGGGAUGCGCUGAAAAAAAUAAUCAUUGCGAUUGAAGAUUAUCAAGAGGAAAUCAACGUCGUUCCGAGCAACAACGAGAGAGCGUCCUACGACUGGGACGCUAAUUUAACGGACACGGAAAAACUCAUGCUAAUUAAAUGUCUGAAAGAAGAGAAACUUAUAUUCGGCGUGACGGCGUAUGUGAAAAAAAAUAUGGGAGAAAAAUUCGUCGAAUCCGCGAUGAUAUCUCUUGGGGAAAUAUUCCGUGACACGUCGAAAACUACUCCACUCGUAUUCGUAUUGAGCACCGGUUCCGAUCCUUUCGGGGCUUUUCAAAGAUUCGCCGGUGAAACUGGCUUUUCGGAUAAAUACGAAUCGAUAUCGCUCGGUCAGGGUCAAGGACCGAUAGCCGAGAGUCUCGUUAAGAGAGGAACGAUGGAGGGACUUUGGAUAUUUUUACAAAAUUGUCAUCUAGCAACAUCGUGGAUGCUGGCGAUGGAAAGACUGGUCGUUUCCAUCAUUGAAAAUCCUCAUACGGUUCAUCAAGAUUUUCGAUUAUUUUUCAGCUCGAUGCCCAGCUCGACUUUUCCGGUCUCGGUCCUCCAAAAUUCUGUCAAAGUCACCAAUGAACCGCCCAAAGGAUUAAAAGCGAACGUUAAACGGGCUUUUUAUCAAAUGGACCAAGAUUUAUUCGAAAACAAUGUAUUGAAAGAGAAUUGGCGAAAAAUGAUAUACGGUAUAUGUUUUUUUCACGCUGUCAUACAAGAGCGUAAGAAAUUCGGUCCGCUGGGCUGGAACAUUCUCUACGAAUUCAACGACAAUGACCGCGAUUGUUGCUUACUGAAUUUACGAAUGUUUUGCCAAUCCGGAAAAAUACCGUGGGACGCUUUGAUUUAUACGACCGGUGAAAUAACUUAUGGAGGAAGAAUAACCGACGCUUGGGAUUUGAGAUGCUUGAAAACGAUCCUUGCCAAUUUUUUCUCUCCCAACAGCCUCCAUUCGAAUUAUGCUUAUUCGCCCUCCGGUACGUAUUAUUCCCCAAAUUUGGAAAGCCUCGAAGAGUACAGAAACUUGAUAGAGAAUUUUCCCACAAUCGAGGAUCCCGAAAUAUUUGGAAUGCACGAAAAUGCGAAUAUAGCCUAUCAGUUGAAAGAAACGAAAACUAUAAUAGACACGAUAUUGGAAGUACAACCGAACGUUGAAGUCGGAACCGAGGGUAAAUCAAGCUCCGAUAUUGUUUUCGGAAUCGCCGAUACGAUCGUCGAGAGGAUCGAUGUUCUCAUCGAUCCGGAUACUUGCCAUCCGAAUCAUCUUAAAAAAGAUUCAGAGGGAAGAUUAGCCUCGUUGACAACGGUGUUGCUCCACGAGGUCGACAGGUACAACAAACUUUUGUCAAAAAUUCAUGUCUCGAUGGAGAAUCUUCAACGAGCGAUCAAGGGAUUUGUCGUCAUGUCGGACGAAUUGGAAAAACUUUUCAAAGCUCUCGUUAAUAAUCAGGUACCCCAAUUGUGGCACAGCGUAAAUGUCUAUCCGUCGUUGAAGAGCUUGGCCAGUUGGAUCAGAGAUUUGCAACUCCGCAUUGAUUUUAUAAGGAUCUGGUUGAUUGACGCACAGCCGAUAUCUUUCUGGUUGUCGGGCCUCUCUUUUCCUCAAGGUUUUAUAACUGGAAUGCUACAGACCCACGCUAGAAAAUAUAACUUGCCGAUCGACCAGCUAAAAUUAGAUUUUGCCGUAACGAAACAAGUUUUGGAUCAGGAAGAAAUCGAAGCUGCCCACAAUGCGAUUGACAAACAAGUUUCUUCAGUUUACAAAAAUCUUGCACCUCCCACCGAUGGAGUUCUCGCUCAUGGUUUGUUCUUGGAUGCCGCUCGAUGGGACUCUAAAUUUAUGAUCCUCGUCGAUGCCAGAAAGGGUGAAAUGAAUCCUCCGUUGCCGGUGAUUCACAUUAAUCCGGUGAAAUCAUUACCGGAGAAGGAUCCAAGAUACGUGUGUCCGUUGUACAAAACGAGUAUUCGCGCCGGAGUUCUUUCAACAACGGGGCAUAGUACGAAUUUCGUCGUUCCGGUAUUGUUGCCGUCCGCUCGUGAACAAGCUUACUGGAUUCUCAAAGGAACUGCCCUCCUCGUCCAAGUGACCAAUUGAACAGAACAAAGAUGCUGAACAAACCCCGUGUGAUCAAAUAAAACUAUCAUUAGCGAACCA
Molecule: messenger RNA, 11500 nt
Organism: Venturia canescens
Lineage: Eukaryota; Metazoa; Arthropoda; Insecta; Hymenoptera; Ichneumonidae
Gene: Dhc16F
Product: Dynein heavy chain at 16F
Exons: 49
Coding region: 161-11440 (3759 amino acids)
Biological process (GO): microtubule-based movement
Cellular component (GO): dynein complex
Molecular function (GO): ATP hydrolysis activity; dynein light intermediate chain binding; ATP binding
Source: RefSeq, a predicted model, not a curated record